GGUGAAGCUCCAAGCAGUGAAACUGGCACAUCUUUGGAUAGCCCAUCUACUUACCAUCAAGGACCUAUAACACACAGUUCAGCUGUAAGUCCAGACCACUACGAUCAUUCUGCUUACGGGCUGUACUCUGUCUCCCCUGGACAACAAAGAUCUCGGAGGCCAAAACUGCAGCACUCGACGUCCAUACUGCGAAAACAAGCAGAGGAAGAAGCUAUUAAAAGGUCAAGAUCACUUUCUGAGAGCUAUGAACUCUCUUCGGACCUACAAGAUAAGCAGGUGGAAAUGCUAGAACGGAAGUAUGGAGGCCGUCUCAUAACUAGACAUGCUGCUCGUACUAUACAAACAGCUUUUCGCCAGUAUCAGAUGAACAAAAACUUUGAGCGUCUUAGAAGUUCUAUGUCUGAAAAUCGUAUGUCAAGACGCAUUGUACUGUCCAAUAUGAGAAUGCAGUUUUCUUUUGAAGGACCUGAGAAAGUCCACAGCUCUUACUUUGAAGGAAAACAAGUUUCUGUUACAAAUGAUGGGUCAAAGCUGGGAUCCCUGGUACAGUCUGAAUGUGGUGACCUUGGAGAGUCAGCUACCAUGAAGUCUCCAGCAGCGUCUACUGAUUUUGCGGAUGCGAUAACAGAACUGGAGGAUGCUUUUUCCAGGCAGGUGAAAUCCCUCGCAGAGUCCAUUGACGAUGCCCUGAACUGCCGUAGUCUGCAUUCUGAUGAAGUCCAGACGCCGGAUCAGGUCAGAAGUCGUGAAAUGGAAAGGGACACUUGUGCUCAAACUAAACCAGCAAUUCACAAUGUGGAUCACAGGAAGCUUGAUGAGAUGACAGCAUCGUACAGUGAUGUUACGUUAUAUAUUGAUGAGGAAGAGUUAUCUCCACCCCUUCCACUUUCCCAGUCAGUAGACAGACCGUCCAGCACAGAAUCUGAUUUGAGGCUCCGGUCUGUGAACUCUUCUCAAGAGUACUGGUCCAUGACCCACAAAGAUGACAAGAUAGACACAGAUACGAGCUGCAGGAGUACCCCGUCACUGGAGUGUCAGGAGCAGAGGAUGAGAAUGGACCAUCUACCGUUGCUGACCAUAGAGCCACCCAGUGACAGUUCAGUGGACUUGAGCGAUCGCUCAGACAGGGGUUCAUUAAAGAGACAAAAUGCCUAUGACCGAGGGAUCACUAGUCAACAGGGGAGCCCAAAACACAUCCCUCACAGUAUUCCUGCCAAGAUUAUAUCCCGAGAGGAGCAGGAGGCGAGACAUCGGGCGAGGCCUAUAGAUAGUCAUUUAGCUAUCAACGGCACAGCGAACAGGCAGAGCAAAUCAGAGUCUGAUUAUUCUGAUGGAGACAACGACAGCAUCAACAGCACUUCCAACUCUAAUGAUACAAUAAAUUGCAGCUCAGAAUCUUCUUCUAGAGACAGCCUAAGGGAGCAAACCUUGAGCAAACAAACCUACCACAAAGAAACUCGGAACAGCUGGGAUUCCCCUGCCUUCAGUAAUGAUGUUAUCAGGAAACGCCAUUAUAGGAUUGGGCUGAAUCUUUUUAACAAAAAGCCUGAAAAAGGAGUCCAGUACCUAAUUGAGCGAGGUUUUGUGCCAGACACUCCGGUUGGUGUUGCCCACUUUCUCCUGCAAAGGAAAGGUCUCAGCAGACAGAUGAUUGGAGAAUUUUUGGGAAAUCGGCAAAAACAGUUCAACCGGGAUGUACUGGACUGCGUUGUGGAUGAGAUGGACUUCUCAACAAUGGAACUGGAUGAAGCACUCAGGAAAUUUCAGGCUCAUAUCCGUGUUCAAGGAGAAGCUCAGAAAGUAGAGCGGCUCAUUGAAGCUUUUAGCCAACGAUACUGUAUCUGCAAUCCAGGUGUUGUGAGACAGUUUAGAAAUCCUGAUACCAUCUUCAUUCUAGCUUUUGCCAUCAUACUGUUAAACACGGAUAUGUACAGCCCGAACGUGAAACCAGAACGCAAAAUGAAGCUGGAAGAUUUUGUCAAGAAUCUAAGGGGUGUGGAUGAUGGGGAGGAUAUCCCACGAGAAAUGCUCAUUGGGAUUUAUGAGCGAAUCCGCAAACGGGAGCUGAAAACAAACGAGGAUCAUGUGUCCCAAGUCCAGAAGGUUGAAAAACUCAUAGUAGGAAAGAAACCGGUAAGUUCACUUUGCACUGCCUGUCAGUUACUGAGGAGAU
Molecule: messenger RNA, 2173 nt
Organism: Antrostomus carolinensis (chuck-will's-widow)
Lineage: Eukaryota; Metazoa; Chordata; Aves; Caprimulgiformes; Caprimulgidae
Gene: IQSEC1
Product: IQ motif and Sec7 domain ArfGEF 1
Exons: 6
Biological process (GO): actin cytoskeleton organization; regulation of ARF protein signal transduction
Molecular function (GO): guanyl-nucleotide exchange factor activity
Source: RefSeq, a predicted model, not a curated record